Messenger RNA from Monomorium pharaonis (pharaoh ant), 9844 nucleotides. RefSeq lists its product as uncharacterized. The record is from RefSeq and is a predicted model, not a curated record. Lineage: Eukaryota; Metazoa; Arthropoda; Insecta; Hymenoptera; Formicidae. The transcript has 9 exons. The coding region runs from base 8038 to 9282 and encodes 414 amino acids.
GGGCUACGCCGCGUAUCGAAAUUAUCACGUUGAAGGACGCUCGAUCGCUAACGAGCCGGGAAUUGGAUCGCAAAAAUUGAAAGGUCCUUUAAAUAAAACAAACACUGUCCUAAUAUCUGCAGCAAAAUUAGACGCAGUAGUAUUUUUUUAGGAUAACACAAGUCUAAAAUGUAAGAAAAGAAUUGAAAGUGAGUGUGGAACUUAACUUUCAACCUUGAUUUCUAUAAAUCUGUAACGAUCUGCUUUCGUGCAAGUCAACUUCAAUUCUCGACGGCAUUAAAAUGUUCGGUUCGCUUGCAGGAACAAAUCUUUUUUCGUCGCGUAAUUUCGCCGGUAUGCGUGUCGGUGAUCCGUCGCUGAGAAAGCGGCCGGGGAAUUGAAACGAGACAAUCUGAAAAUGAGACAUCCCGAUGGCGCGGUCUUGUGAGGAGCGGUCGAGUCGCGGCGGACCGGUUGUGAGGAAGGGUGGCUUGGCCUUCGGGGAUGUCGGAGAGAGAGAAGAGAGAGAGAGAGAGAGAGAGAGAGAGAGAGAGAGAGAGAGAGAGAGAGAGAGAAUUGAAGAUAUCGGCGAGGGCCGAUGUCGGCGGAUCAAGAGAAGGAUGUCAUGGUGUCGCGAGAUAGGGAUCGAUGAGGUCUUCUCGAAGGCAGGGGGCAACCGGGAUAACCAUACGCUUCUACGCUGUCGAAGGCACGCCCCGGAUGGUGCGGACAGUGCAAACACCGUUGGAACUCUCUGCGGUGACAUUAACGGUUGGCAGCCUCGACCGCCUCGAAACCAGCCAGGUACAGAUCGGCCGUUUCUCCCCUCAUUGCUGCUUACGACGAUCAGUCCGGUUCGAUUUCGAACGUCUGUCAAAUACUUUACGCGGCGACUAUUCAGAUAGGUAGCGUGUGUGAGAUUUAUUUUAUUAUUAAAUGCACAAAAUAUCUCGCGUAACAAAUAUUUCGUCUCUGAUAACAAGAAGAUACACACAUUAAAGUAAUGGCAAAGGCACGAAUAACAGCAAAGGAAAAUUUAUUGUGUCUAUUCGGGUGCAUAAUUAAAAUUUUUAGAAUGUAAAAAUGUAAUAAUAGAAUUGUGCCCUGUGACAACAACAUGCGGACAUGCCAUAAACAUUUAGUUUUCGAAUUCGACAUCCAUUCGCGAUAGCUGGCAAUAAAAAUGCAUGUAUCUCUCGCACCUCGGCCCACCGUAAUAUUGUACAUCAGAUGAUGAUCCACGCAAUAAUGCGCUGUAAAUAGGUUAAACAGGGCAACAAGACGAUGCGUCGGCUGUGUAUACGCGGUGACAUCAAUGGUCGGCAAUUUAAAACGGCCUGGGUCCAAAUAUACUGCUGCCUCCUUUUUCUCUGUCCAGAUCUAUCUAGAUCUUUUGUAAAGACCCGCACACUUAAUAGAUCCCAAGGAGCCGAGACCUACGAUAAUUUGGUUGUCUGUGGUAUAAACAGAGCGACACCCAAUGAUCUAUAUGGCACGUAUCGGCACGAAAGGGACCGCAAACCACUUUGGUGUCCGAGAUGGCCCCUUCGACAUCAUUUAAGGGUGAACCUUUAGGUUUAUCGAAGGGAAAAAUGGGGAAAAUUCAAAACAUUAAUCUGUCUCAGCUCUUCAAUAAGAUACGUGGUUUACGACUUGUCUCAAAGACUAUUCUGCAUUUAACUGCAUUAAUAACAUUUAUAGAAACUUUAGAAAUUGACAGGAAAUAGGAUCGAGAGACUUAAAUCAUAAAUGUAUAUAAAAUAAUGCUAAUUUCUAACCAAUAAAGGAGAGUUAGAAUGGCCAUCACAUUCUCCUGAUUUAAACCCUCUUGAUUUCUUCUUAUGGAUUUCUUUCUUCGUCAAGGAUACCAUUAAAAUCUCUUAACUUGUGCUUUGUAAUCAUAUUAAUAUCAUAUCUGUAACAAUUAAGAUACGAAUGUAAUAAACAAACUAUACUAAUGCUAUUGGAUAUGUUAAGUUAAUAACUAUAUCACUAUGGUUGAUCUAUAUCACUUGAUUAAAAACAAUUUUAUUUUUUUGCGCCAUCUAUGCAGUGGCUCAAACUAGAAUGAGCGAUGGAAAGAUAUUUAUUUUAUGGUUUACAGUUCUUUUACGGCGAUUUUUCUUGCCGGCAACAAAGUUUUUCAACAAAAAGGUUUUUCGUGUCGAGCCGAGAACGCUAUAUAGAUGCGGUCUGCAUAAUAUUAAGAAUGCAACAACGACACGGCCACCCAGAGUGUUCACAGACUUCUUGUCUUGUCGGAUGCCACGUUCAAACCGAUUGACUCCGAACGAUUUCUGAAUGCUUGGAUGAUUUCAUAAAGCAAUGACAUGUGACGAUUACGACAGCGUCUCAAAAUUAUUCAUGUUCUAAUCAUCUAAUCUAUGAAAUAGUUACUCGAUCUUUUGGGACACGAAGCAAUCUCUGACAAAGUGAUCAAGCGUGCGGGAUUUGGGGAGAAUUGUCGCGCCGAAAUGAUUAUUGCGUGACUUUUUCGUACACUUGAUUGACGGGAGAAUGAGUUACUUGUACGAGCAAAGUAUCCAUGUACAAUCAACGACUUUGCGGCCGGUAAAGGACCACGAAAAGGAUAUUUUUGACGCACAUGUAACAAAACUUUACUUUUUUCUAUUUUAAUAUUGACAAUAAACCUUCUUUCUUGUUGCAGCUAGAGAUAAAUAACUUUCUUUCUCGUUUUUGCCAAAUUUCAAAUAAAGACCUUACCCAUUAUGGAAUAGACUAACACGCCAUGUGAAAGAAGCGAAGUUGAUAAAAGCAAAUGAGUGACAAAGCAGAUUUCUGUCCGGAGGUUUGGGUUCUACUCAAUUGUAUAUCUGUAGUCUAUUAUAAUAUGCUACCGUCCGGUCUAUUUCAUCUUUAGUUUUCCCGUUUUUGUUAGUUUACUGGUGCCUUUAAAAAUACAUAAAUUUCAUUUUAAAUAGAAUGUAUAUUAGUUAUAAAUAAUAGGCCUAAUACGUUGCGAUUGAUAAGAAACUCGAUCAAAAUUCAAAGGACUUGUAAAAGAUCCAUUUUGUGCGAAAGCAUCAUGGAAACCUAAAAUGAAAAUUAGGUCACGCGCCGCAUGCAUUAGACAAAACACACACGAGCAGUAGAACACAUGUGCAAUGUCCAUAUAAAGAUGAAAGAAAGCGGUAGCAUGAAAGCAGGUAUUUUCUUCGUUUUCUUCGUUCGAUCUGAGAGGUAUGAGGAAGAAAGGUUAUUUAUUUGUAUAUUUACCAAAAAAUAAAAACUUGGUGUGAAAUAUUUAUUACCGUAGACAAAGAGUGCUUUCUCUUGAGACACAUCUGUGUUUUGGAAACUGUAUUUCACACGUGUAAUAUACACAAUAUUCUGUUAAAGAAUGAAAAAAAAAUAACCAUUGCGAAGUGGUAAUUUAAAAGAUAAUUGAGUAUCAGUAGUAAAUGUGUUACUUUCCCUUGGACAUAAAUUUAUAAGGUUUAGAAGAGAAAAGAAGUUAUUUGUAAACUUACCACUGUGAAAAGAAACGUCAAAUAUUUAUUACAGAUACAUCUAUCUCUGUUUAAAAGAGAUAUACACCUUUAGAUGCGUCAAAAGUUUACUUGUCAAGUUAUGUUUUAAAAAAACAACCAUUACUGCUUUUACAAAAUUCAUUUGAAAGUCAAAUAAACAGGCUUUUUUAAAAUUAAAACACAAAUUUAGUUGUUAACGUAUGUAAUGUUUUUUUUUAAUAUGGUGUUCAAACAAAAUGGUAGCUGGUAAAAAUCAACGAUCAUUGUCAACUACAAGAAUUAAGGAUUAUAUUAUUUAAAAAAUUUCAGAUAAUUUUAACAUCUUUAUUUAAGAUUAAGAGGCCCUUUUAUCCUUUUUAUUUGUUUAUCUUUAUUUGCUAUGGCAAUGAAGGCAAUGGAGAGUUGAAGUUCGUGAGCUCAUGAAGAUUUUAAAUCUGAUCUACAUCAAUUAAAAAAAAAAAUUUUGUCAUACAUGUUAUCAUUUCUAUUACAUGUAUAAAAAUUACAAUUAUUUACACAAGAAUUUUGUUCAAACAUAUAUAAACAUUUUUAAAACGUCUCAAUGUGAAUAUAUUUUAAACGUACGUCCAGUAAUGUUCUCGAAACAUUUGUAUUACGUCAAUGGACAUUUAGACCAAAAAUGGUCCAAAAUCAGAUGUAUGUUGUGUGUCGUCUGGGUAAAAAAAUUCUAUGUAGCGAACUAAUAUUUAGUGCUUAGAAAAAGUAAAUUACAAGUAGCCUUAUUGUCAAGGUACAUGGUCACGCGGUUUUUUACAGUGGUUUUAAAAACCACAUUUUGAGAAAAACGCGUUUCAAGUUUAUAUUCUGUUUACGACAUCAAGAGUUUUACAGUGAAUUGUCUUCUUAGGGUUAUAAAACUGACCUUCUGUUGGAGAAUGCUUCUAAAAAAUCGCUUUGCCUUCUGUCGCCUGCGACGUAAUCUCUUCCUUUGUGCAUCGAUGCGGUCGACUAUAAUUUUAUGUAACUUUUUAAUUUUUUUUCUAUUGGAUUGUUUUAAAACUUUAUAGAAAUAUUCUUAAGAUAUUAAACUUUAGAAAUAUGUAUUCAGAAAAGAAAUAAAAUUGUUGAACUCUUUUAAUUAUAUACGUCCCGUUAAGUUUUUUUCUUCGGCAGCUUUGGCCCGAGAAAUCGUAUUGUUAAGAUACAGAACAACAUAUUACAAAAAAAAGAAAAAAAAAACGUAAAAUUAAAUUACGCAUAAAAAUGUAAACUGCAGGCUUCAUUUCGGGAUGCAUUUGAUGACUAUGCACAUUUUCAGCAUCCAAUUCCAUGGAGUGUUAUAAAAUGCUGUGAGAUGAUACAUCUCACGUUUACACCGGGGCCCUUUAUUGGGAAUCUACCGGGCAGAAAUACGGGGACACCUUGGGUGGGAUUAAAGGAGCGGUCGCGAAGGAAAUCAUUUUACCUAAUACGAUGUUUCAAAGGGAGAAAAGUCCCGGGGGAAGGACAUAAGAAUCACGACAAGGGGUAACAAUUACUUUAUUUUGACUUUGCGGCUCGCCGUCUUUAGACCGUCCCGCUUUCCAUUGUCCCCCCGGUGGCUUCUGUGUGCGACAAAAAGCGCGGGCGUGAAAACGUUUAAUAAAAAUGGGCGUCCCGGUGUGACAAUUCUGCCGGAGAAUUGGAAAACUUCGGGCCGAAUUGGUUUAGAUGACUCUUUACGAAUCGCCGAAUUGAAUGUGAGAUGGAGGGGCAGCAUGUGGUAGGUAGCUUAAUAGCCCUUACGGCUUUCUCCGUAAAUAUGCGUGUGCAUUUCGUACAAUGUGCGCUCGCAAGGAAUUUAAUUCGAUUGGAAUUUAUGACGCAGAAUCAAAAACGACGCUAUGCGGAAAGCGACGGCAAUAAAUAACAUGAGAAAACUCCUUAUAUUUGCCACAUUUAUGUAUAACACAGAUUUCUCUAUUUAUCAUGAGCAGGUAGAUGUAGAUGAAAUGAUGUUGCAGUGUCGAACAAAUAAGAUUAUUUCGAAAAGAAAAUGGAAAAAAGAACAACGACAACUCUCUUUAUCUGCUUACAGAGGUGAUUCCGUAUUCAAAGCUUUGAAAAUUUCAAAUUCCAGUGGUAUAAUAUCACGGAGAGGUGACACCUCAAGUGAAAAAACCGACAGGGGGAUGCGACGGUCACGUCGUUCACGCGAUGAUAAUGCGACAUUAACGCGAGGAUACCGGUUCGUUUCACAUGGAAAUUCAUGAACUCACCUAGCCGAUUUUCACGGGCGCCUCCGCACGAAAAAUCCGUAUUUUUCGUGGAAAAAGUACUCGAGAGAGCUCUCCCUCUCUCUCCCUCCCUCCCUCUCUCUCUCUCCUUGGGAGCGGAGAGGACGUUGAAGGAUCGCCCCUCGUACGCCAUCGACGCCCUGCUUUGCACUUGAAUAACCCAAUUUCGGGAUGGCGCAACCUCUUCGGGGUAAGUAAGCUUACGUCCGCAAACAAUCCAUUCGACGAAGAUUUACGAGCUGAAUUUUAUCGCGCGCACGCUUCGCAUUCCCCGCCGGUUACAUACGUGCCCGCCGUGAAACUUCCUUAAUGCGGCUGUACUUCCUCCUACUUUGUUCUCAACGUUUGUAAAGAAACAAAACAAAAAAAAAAGAAGAAAGAACGAAAAAAAGGAGAGAAACGAUCGUGGACGAAGGUGGGCUCACGCGGGACGUUUAAGUUCGUGAAUGGCGCGGAUGCAUUCGUCACGGAUGUGUCCCUCGGACGCGAUCUCGCGUUCAGCGCAUAAAAAUAUUAAUACGCAUUGUUGUAAUAUGCGUCCUCUUUUUUUUUUUUUUACAUUUCUCAGGAACGGUCUGCGUGCGCUUUGCCUGGAAAUGAUUUCAAUGACGUAGGAACGCUCUUCCGGAAAUUGAAAUGGAUCUAGGAAUGCAGGAUGUGUUUAUGAUAAUUCAUGCUUUAUUGCUUAAUUAUACGGACGGUCGAGCUUAGCCGAGGCCGCGGCGGGAGGGAGACGAAUUUGUGAAAUGAAUUUCACGGCGUGGCAACGAGGGAUCUUUCGUCGAGAAGAGGAGACGCGGCGGUUGUGAAAAAUCGACCCGGUAUUGGGAUUAGGGGAGAACGGCCGCGAAGCGUUCCACCCUGCUUUGCACCUGAAUGACCCAAUUUCGGCGCCAUUGCGGCGCAUCUCACGGCGUGCGCGUUCGCGAGAAAGCGAUCCGAUCUAUGCGGUGUCCCAUAUACUUGGUAUCCGCGCUGCUUUGCAAAUGAAUGGCGAGACACUGACACACACACACACACACACACACACGCGCGCUCUUGAGAGUCCCGGGCAGGAAGGCACAAUCUCGUUGACUUUUUUUCUUUACGUUUUCCCAUUGUGAACCAGCCAUGCGAGCGUGCGCGGCUUGCGGCUUCUCAUCACAAUGCAAUUAUGCGGGUCGUUCAGUCGCGCAAGAUUCCGGCGAGAUUUCGAGUCGAGGGUGGACUCCGCGCGCCCCGGUUUUCGAGAGCCCUCGCGUAAACGAACCGUUUACAAGCUCGUCCUUUCAGCUUCCCGACUUUCCGACUUGGGCCCUUUUGUAUUUCGAGACCACUCGAGUUUUCACGUCGCCGGAAUAACAAGUCGGCGGAUCGACGUGUUUUUCACCUCCGAGAACACCUUCCAGAAGAUUUAUUUGAUGUGAUAUGUCGAGCAAAUUGAUUAAAAAAAAAAAAAAAAAAAAAAAAUGUGCCGCUCGUCAACGAAAAUAUGGAUUACAGUAUAUACGUGAGGAUGACGGCUGUGCAAAAUUGUUUCUCGCGGAAUGUCUGAAAAAUGUUGUGCAAUUUGUUAAGCGUGGCAUUACGUUAUAUUGUUUGUAAAAGAAAAAGCAAAUAAACGUGUCUGAGAGCUAUUAUUAAACGCGGUGGGAGACUUUAUUGUGUCGCGAAAAGAAGCGUGUAAGCGUGACAUCGAGGUGGACGCAAAGUCCGUUUUCAGGAUAAACGUCGCAGCAGCGUAGUACAAAUGCUGUUUCAUUUUUUAGUAGCCACACGAGCCGGCUGAAUCAUUUUUCAAAGGAGGGAUUAUUCGCGCUAGAGCGUAACCGUACGCUGUCGGAGAUCGUAGAUCUCUGAGGCGAGACAAUGCUAUACCUUUUUCUUCAAGUGUGUCUUUAUGACUGAUAAGAAUCUGCAAUUAAGUCCUGCUUUGUUAUAAUAUUCUGAAUUUAUAUUUCGUAAUAUAAUUGCACAUGCAAAUGAUCCCCGAAAAUUCUCUUCAGAUGUUAAACAUAAAUAUAUCAUGACACGGUGAUAAAUAAAAUUUUAUCAAAUUUUUAUGUUAAAUAAGUUAUUUAAGUUUUUUAAUGUGUACCACUAUACUUUAUAAUAACUACUUGAAGUAUUGCCCUUUUACAGAAACAAUAUAAUCCCACUUCACACGUCUAGUCUUUUCAUAACCACACACAUAUGUAUAUAUUUUAAAUUUAGAAAUAAUGUAAAAGGUCACUAAAUAUUCCAGAAUAACAGGAAAUGCAAAGUCGAAAAUCUACAGUUCAAAAAUAUGUUUGAAUAUGACAUGGCUUAUGAUUAUUACUAAUAUAUAAAAAAAUAACUUUUUGGUCUAAAUGGAACCUCCGUGCAGGAUUUGCACUCGCGUUAUUCAAUCAGCUGCUUUCAAUCCACGCACCUUGGAAAGCCGUUAUAAAUCGCCUGUCACGAGACGAAGAGAGUACUACCAGCCAACGACAUAUAAUGCGAAAGUCGGUACGGAUUUGGUAUACGAAUUUAAUUCAGGUUCUUACAAUGUUGAACGUGGUGUAAACAAAAUUCAAGAACUGAAGAGAAACGUUCAGGAUCCCGACAGACCGAAGUGUCAUGACGAGACGAAUAAGUUUCAAGAGGAAAGUCUGUCGGAAUCGUCGAUGGCUAGAAUUAAUGAUCUGAAGGAGGCUCAUCGUGCGGUAAUUACAUGUUUGCGGGAAAUGGAGAAAAUAAAAAUGUUUUUGGAAGAUGAAAAUUCUUGGUGGAAAAUUCUGAAGGCACGUUCGACCGAUUGUUGUCAACAAAAGAUGCCACAUUUGCAUGGGGUUUUGGACGGAGCCUCGGUAACUUUAAUGUUGCUUGAAGAGGGGACCGAUGAGACUCCACGUCAUUUCGUAACAUCGAUGUCGAAAGAAGAAAGUAAUGUUGCUGACUCUAGAUUCGGAACUUCUUCGAAAGAAUUGACGAGUGAAGCGAAGCGAGUCAAGCAGUAUACGGAUCGCCAACCGGAACACGCAGACGAGUAUGAAAACUCUUAUACAAUUCCAUAUUACAGUCUCGAUGUACAAUCAGCAUUGAUUGAAGUUACAAAUACCAAUAGCUACGAACCGACUCAACGAUACAUUAAAAGAGCUGUUAUGAGUGACCAAAGUAUUGCUCCUUCUGAAUUUUGGACAGAAGUACAAGAAGAUGAAAGUGCCGAACACCAGAGAACAAAAACUCCAGAGAGGCUACAUAGCGACGAGUAUCAACGAGCGAAAACACCAGAGAGAUCACGUAGAUCCAAAGAAAUACGUGACAUACAAUAUGAAGCUAAAGAAAAGAUCGAAACAUCAAACAUUAUGCCAUCGAGAGAAAUACGAUAUGAUCGGAACUUUCAGACAACGUUUGAAGAUCCAUUAAAGUUCCAAGAGGCAUCUAGCAGAGAAAAUAAUGAAAGCAAGAAAUAUACAAGCGAUUUUGAAUCGAACGUGGAUUUAAACACGAAAAUACCAGCCAGAAAUAUGUCAAGUCACAAACCAAGAGCAAAGACAAUCGUUGAAAAAAGUGUUCGUUGUAUUCAAACCAAACUUCCGACAAAAAUAUCAAGAAAUAAGAGCAGAGAUUAAUUUUCGAAAAUACAGAUAAAUCUUAUAUAAGACACGCGAAAUGAAAAAAGUGCUUAUAAUAGCAAGAAGUCCAGCUUCUACUAUUGACGAUGAAUUAAAAAUGGGUUCAACGACCAUCGUAAUUCUUCGCGAAAGUGCAAUAAUGAGAUCUCCGUUUCCUAUUUCAAGUACUUCAUUUACAAAUCGAAAAGAUCGCAAAUUUCGAAAAACUAUGCGCUGAUGAAGCGCAAGAAAUCGGUCAAUUGAAAGAGAUUUCGUAGAAGAAACGAAAGAAAGUUCAACAAUAGAAUUUGAAGAAACAUAUAUAUUAAUAUUCCCAUAACAUGGAAAGGAAAGAUGAAGAAUUGACAUCUGUUAAUGGUUCUACUUAUACCUUGACUUUUGAAUCAUUUGAAACAUACCUGAAGUUGGAAAAAAAUACAUCAGUAGCUGACAAGAAACGAUUAAGGUCAUACAAAUCUAUAGAAAAGAUGACAUCAUCUUCCUCUAAAAGCAAAUGUCCAAAGUUAUGCACAGAGUACAGAGAAAUCAGUUAAAAUGGGUAUAUUUUGUAUUUUAAAUA